UGACAGUGAAUCGCUACGUACCACUCGUACUGGAGUACCUCACAGUCCCACCAUUUCACUCACAGCGUCGGCAGCUCCAGCUCUCCCCUCCACGCCUACUAAUGGCCGCCGGAUCUCGCCGUCCGCACCGCCGGAGAUGAAGCGACGCCACCUCCCGCCCGUCCUCGUACUCCUUGUGCUCUCGUUCCUGUCCCUCUCCUUCCGCCGCCACCUAUUUCUUCCUCAAAGCCCGUCCCACUCCGCUGGUGAUCUGCUCCUCCGCCGGCUCGCGGCCACCGACGUCGGAGGGGAGCAGCUCCUGGCCGAGGCGGCCGCGCUCUUCGCCAACGCGUCGAUAUCCUCCUUCCCCAGCCUCGGAAACCACCACCGCCUCCUCUACCUCCGCCUCCCUCACUACACCACCUCAACCUCCGGCCCGCCGCGGCCCAGAACCGUCUCUCGCCUCCGCGUACCCUCCGAGACGCUCCCGUCCGACGAAUCCCUUCUCGACGCCUUCCGCGCCUCCCUCCGCUCCUUCAUCGGUGCCAGCCAUCGCCGUCGGGGCAAUGUCGCCGGCGUCAUGGGUGACCUCGCGGGGCUCCUCGGCCGGCAGCGCUUCCCCACCUGCGCCGUCGUCGGCAACAGCGGCAUACUCCUCGGCUCCGGCCGCGGUGCGCAGAUCGACGCGCACGACCUCGUCAUCCGCCUCAACAACGCCCGCGUGGCCGGUUUCGCGGCCGACGUCGGCGCCAAGACCUCGCUCUCCUUCGUCAACUCCAACAUCCUCCAUCUCUGCGCCGCCCGCUCCGCCAUCACCGCCGCCGCCUGCGGCUGCCACCCCUACGGCCCCAGGGUCCCCAUGUCCAUGUACGUCUGCCAGCCCGCUCACCUCCUCGACGCCCUCAUCUGCAACGCCACCGCGACGCCCGACUCCCCGUUCCCGCUCCUCAUCACCGACGCGCGCCUGGACGCGGUCUGCGCGCGCAUCGCCAAGUACUACUCGCUGCGGCGCUUCGUGGCCAGCACCGGGGAGCCGGCGAGCAACUGGACCCGGAGGCACGACGAGAGGUACUUCCACUACUCGUCGGGACUGCAGGCGGUGGUGAUGGCGCUCGGGGUGUGCGAGGAGGUGAGCAUGUUCGGGUUCGGGAAGGCGGCGGGGGCGAAGCACCAUUACCACACCAACCAGAAGAAGGAGCUGGACCUGCACGACUACGAGGCAGAGUACGACUUCUACCGCGACCUCCAGGCGCGGCCGGAGGCGGUGCCAUUCCUGGACGAGGCGCCGGGCUUCAAGGUGCCGCCGGUAAAGCUGUACUGGUGAUUGUUAUUUCAGACGUAUAAUUGUUAGUUAUUGUACAAUUUUUACACUUGGCUGAUAGAAAUGUUUAGGUUCAGUACGAGAGUGAAGUGUAAAUCAUGGGCUAUUGAAAGGGAAUGAGACUGAUAUGUUUCAGAUUGGGGAACAUGUAGGAGGGAGAAAUGUUGCUCAAUUUUGUGUUGACCAGAUGGUUCAAACUGAGUGUAAUUGUUGAUGUAUUUGUUCAAGUACAACUGUACACUAGAUUGAUACAUAUGUGUAGACUUCAAAUGUAAAUUAUCGGCGAUGGAAAGGGAAUGGAAGACUGGACUAAGUUUUUGUUUUUGA
Molecule: messenger RNA, 1627 nt
Organism: Phragmites australis (common reed)
Lineage: Eukaryota; Viridiplantae; Streptophyta; Magnoliopsida; Poales; Poaceae
Product: sialyltransferase-like protein 2
Exons: 1
Coding region: 137-1303 (388 amino acids)
Molecular function (GO): sialyltransferase activity
Source: RefSeq, a predicted model, not a curated record